CGUUGGUGUUGUUGUUGGCGGCGGUGGUGGUAGUGGUGGUGGUGGUAGAUUUAGUGAUGGGGAAUCGGCACCCGGUAGAUGAAAUCACCACAGGCCAGUUUGUUCCUGACUGACUGACUGAUUGUGUGAGCCUUGUUCUAGUCUAGCGGGGUGUGUGGAUUGUUUGCGGUAUGCUCACAUUCUCCGUCACUUUGCUUCAGGAUAAUAAAGACUAAAGUUAGCAGGCGCUCACGGAGAGCUACUCUUCACACAAACAUGGCGGAGACGGAUUCAAACUCGAGAACGACCAGUCGGCAUCGGAAAAAGACACACGCCGCUGUUCAGAAUUCUCAAACGACAGACGAACCGGAACCAGAUUCGUCGAAAGUGGUUGAGAAUGAAUUAGAAGAAGAAGGGGAGGACGAUAUUGUUCAUCAAAUGCGGUGUAUCGUAAGAAAAGGAAGAAAACUCCACCUCUCAGACAAAGACAUACAGGAUCUGUUCCUCCUCUCUCCCGUCAACCGGUUGGUGUUGACCUACUUUCCACGUCACUUCUCAGCCUUACGGAAACAGCAGACGCGCGUCCAUCGAGCUCUGAGCACAAAAACGAUGUCCAGGAAGAAAGUGUUCUGGAGUUGUGUGUGUCUGGUCGCUGUUGUUCUGUUGUUCUCCUCCCUGCCAGACUUUGUGGAUCUCCUGCGAGAGUCAGACUGUCUCCUCUCCUCCAACCAUCUCCUGGACGAAAUGUUCCGCCCGCCCAUGCCUUGCGACGUCUGCCGACAGCUGGACUCCGUACCGGAAGUGCAGAACAUCAGCCGGGACGACUUCCGGCGGAACUACGCCUACUCGGGAGUUCCGGUGGUGGUGAGGGGGGCAGCCAGGAGGUCAUUCGCCAACGUCACGUAGGAAAUUCUGUUAUUAUUUUGGCGUUUCUGUUACUAUAAGUAGAACCUAGUGUUACUGUAUGCAGCCACUUAGGAUUUUGUUACUAUAUGACUCUUUGUUACUAUAUAUAGCUCUCAGUGCUUCUGUUACUAUAAACAGAACCUAGUAUCUCUGUUACUUUGUAAGGUCCGUAAGGGUUCUGUUACUAUGAAUGGUUGCUUUUAAGCUCAAGGCGGCAUGAUCCCGAAAAAUGCUGU
Aplysia californica (California sea hare) is the source of this 1121-nucleotide messenger RNA. RefSeq lists its product as uncharacterized. NCBI's taxonomy places the organism in Eukaryota, Metazoa, Mollusca, Gastropoda, Aplysiida, Aplysiidae. The record is from RefSeq and is a predicted model, not a curated record. The transcript has 2 exons. Bases 256 to 885 code for a protein of 209 amino acids.